Molecule: messenger RNA, 1848 nt
Organism: Nylanderia fulva
Lineage: Eukaryota; Metazoa; Arthropoda; Insecta; Hymenoptera; Formicidae
Source: RefSeq, a predicted model, not a curated record
ACGUCGAAAGCUCGACGUUUCGCGCGUCCAGGCGGCAAAACGAAAUUAACAGGAGGCUACGCGACAGCUUCCUUGCGAUCUCGAGGUCGCACGCGACAUUUACGAGACCUUAGUUUACGGUCCGUUAGGCUGCCACAUAUAUCUCGCUCCUCUCACAACAAUCUACAAAUCAUGUUGCGAUCGUGUAUCACGAGGAACGAAGCGCGGCGAUAUUGAUAAGGUUACACAAGCGAGAGUGCCGCCGUUGAUAGCGGGUGGAACACCUGUAGUCAAAUCUGUCAAAUUUCACGGAGAUAUUCGCGGGAAUACGAUCUCCUCGAUCUCGGAAUAAUGUUGAACAGUACAACAAAACAUAUUUUACAUUGCUGUCUGUUGCUCACAGUCAUACUGAUAUUUGAAUUUGUGUCUGGUGGACUUCGAUGGGAUACAGAGCAAAAGGAAGAAAUCGAUCCAUGGACACGAUACGGCAUUAUUGGAGCAAUCACUUUGUACCUGUUGCGUACAGUAACGUUUCUUUCCUUGCCUCAAGUUUUAUUCAACUUUAUAGGAUUAACAAUAUACAAUGCAUUCCCUGAUAAAGUAAUCUUGAAAGGCUCACCUCUGCUGGCACCGUUUGUUUGUAUAAGAAUAGUGACUCGUGGGGAUUACCCACAAUUAGUGAAAACAAAUGUAAAAAGAAACUUAGAUAAAUGUACAGAAGCUGGUCUUGAGAAUUUCCAAAUAGAGGUAGUGAGUGAUAAACCAGUAGGUUUAACACCGCAUCGCAGAGUACGAGAAGUUGUUGUCCCUCAAAAUUAUCGCACAAGUAGUGGUGCCUUGUUCAAGGCUCGUGCUUUACAAUACUGCCUUGAGAGCUCGGUAAACGAAUUAGCUGAUCACGACUGGAUUGUUCAUCUUGAUGAAGAAACUUUGAUGACUGAGAAUUCUGUUCGGGGCAUAUUGAACUUUAUAUUGGAUGGUAAACAUCAGUUUGGCCAAGGAUUAAUCACAUAUGCUAAUGAAGAUGUUGUUAACUGGAUUACCACAUUAGCUGAUAGCUUCAGAGUAGCGGAUGAUAUGGGAAAGCUAAGAUUCCAGUUCACCAUGUUCCACAAACUUUUUAGUAUGAAAGGGUCCUAUGUUGUCACACAGAUGGGAGCAGAAAAGCAAGUUUCGUUUAAUAAUGGAUUAGAUGGCUCCGUCGCCGAGGAUUGUUUCUUUGCGAUGAAAGCAUUUUCCCAGGGAUAUACGUUUAACUUUGUAGAAGGCGAAAUGUGGGAGAAAUCGCCAUUCACUCUAUGGGAUUUUGUACAGCAAAGAAAAAGAUGGCUGCAAGGUAUAUUACUUGUUGUGCAUUCCAAAGCAAUUCUUAAGAAAAAAUUAUUGCUGGGUAUUUCGUGUUAUUCAUGGGUGACGAUGCCUCUUUCCACUUCUAAUAUCGUCUUAGCCGGAUUAUGUCCGAUUAACUGUCCACCAUUGAUCGAUUUUCUAUGCGCGUUUAUCGGGGCGGUAAAUAUUUACAUGUAUGUUUUCGGAGUAGUGAAGUCAUUUUCUCUGUAUCGUUUUGGUGUGGCUCGAUUUAUGCUUUGUAUAUGCGGUGCAUUGUCCACCAUUCCGUUCAAUAUAAUUAUUGAGAACGUUGCUGUCAUAUGGGGUUUAUUCGGUAAGAAACACAAGUUUUAUGUCGUUAACAAAGAAUAUAGGCCACCAGUGACUGUAUGAUGUGUCAUCAGUUUAGAGCUCUUAUCUAACUGGUGCAUACUUUGCAGCAGUAUAAAGUUUCCAUUGUGCAUGCGCAUAAUUAAUUAGUACCUGUAAAUUUACAUAAGAAAUUCAUUGCUGUCAUAAAUAAAAUAUUUAUAAUUAGUA